Molecule: messenger RNA, 1227 nt
Organism: Apiotrichum porosum
Lineage: Eukaryota; Fungi; Basidiomycota; Tremellomycetes; Trichosporonales; Trichosporonaceae
Exons: 4
Coding region: 1-1227 (408 amino acids)
Source: RefSeq, a predicted model, not a curated record
AUGAUGGGCCACUUCGACCAGGAGAAAGAACCGUUCCUGGACGAGAAAGUGGAUGAAUACCGCGUUGAUCAAGGCCUCGAUCCUCUCGACGAGAAGCGGCUGCUCGACAGUCAACAACCAUUUCCACAACCGCAGGUCGUCCCCGCCGCGCCUCCUGUCGCACCCGAGGGCGAUGACAUCGCCCGCCGCGCCCAGGACGUGUUGGAGAUCUUGCACCGCGCACGCGAGACAACCGAGUCAUCAGCACGCGAGGCGCUGGCGUUAGAGUUCAAGGCUCUCCAUAUGAAGGGAUUGCGGCGCGGCGUUCGUCCCGACAUAGUCAAAGAGGCCGUCGCGCUGCGUCUCCGUUCCCUCCCCCUUGAUAAAGGCCGGGCCCUUGGGAUAGAAUAUGACUCUCUUGUGGCUGUGGUGAAAUACAAGGACGCUGUAUCGAAGAAGGAGACGAAGAGAAUCUUAUGGGUCUUGCUCGGAUACGCAAUCGCAACACCGGUGUUCUGGGUCUUCAGAGAUUUCAUCAGCGAGCACGCGGUGUGGGGACCGUAUGCAGCCAUGGCAGGAGUACUGGUCAUUACUCUGUUCACAGCAUUGAUUACCCCGGUGCUCGUACGUCCCCUCCCGCAUCUCUCAGAGCACCCUAACCUUCAGACUUCCAACUUGUCUACUCGGUUCUACGAUUUGCGGGCGACGGGGUUAACCUUCGUCACAGCAUUCAUUGUCCUCCUACAAACCAUCAACGGUGCCAAUGCGUGCCGUCAUUUUUGGACAGCUGGGGCAUGGUACAGCGUGAGCACGUCAAUGCCAUUCUCAGCUGACAAUAGAUUCUGGGUGGUCGCCACCCAGCCGGCGGUACGAAUUAACCUUUGGCGCCAGCCGGCAGAGGGAAAGCUGUGCCGUCCAUGGGCCGCCAAGCAGAAAGAAACCGCACAGCGUAAGAAGAACCGCAAGUCAUUUCGGAGAAACUGGCGCGUACUUCUUGUCCCCAUCGGUGGCGCAAGCCUGAUCAUGUUUGUUGUCCUUCUUCUCGGUGGAGCACCGUUUUGGCCCGCCGUUGGUAUGACUGUGCUCAUAUUCGUUGUUAGUCUCAUUAUGGCGGCGUGGGGGGCGUUCGACGGCGAUACGGAUGAUGUCGACGCCGCGACAACAGACGAGGAGGCAGUUGGCGAUGCCCAGUCACCAGUCGCCCUCGGCGCUGGCCCAUCUGAUCGUACUGUUGCUCCUGUGUCGUAG